Molecule: messenger RNA, 441 nt
Organism: Eutrema salsugineum
Lineage: Eukaryota; Viridiplantae; Streptophyta; Magnoliopsida; Brassicales; Brassicaceae
Product: protein BOLA2
Exons: 3
Coding region: 45-326 (93 amino acids)
Biological process (GO): intracellular iron ion homeostasis
Cellular component (GO): cytosol; nucleus
Molecular function (GO): 2 iron, 2 sulfur cluster binding
Source: RefSeq, a predicted model, not a curated record
GUACUUUGUAGCAAACAUUGUUUCAGAGCGAGAGAGAGAGAGAGAUGGGGGUGUCGAAGGAGCAAGUCGAAGCUUCCUUGACUUCGAAACUCAAGCCUGUUCAUCUCGAAGUCAUUGACAUAUCUGGAGGUUGCGGUGCGAGUUUUGAAGUCGAGGUUGUCUCUGAACAAUUCGAAGGGAAGAGAUUGCUGGAGAGGCACCGUAUGGUGAAUGCUGCACUUGAAGAAGAAAUGAAGGAGAUUCAUGCUCUCUCCAUAAAGAAAGCUCAGACUCCACACCAAUGGAAGCCAUCACCAGACUCUGCAACUCAAACCAAAGAUGCUUGAAACUCUGUUUUUAAGGCCUUGUGACAAAGAACAGAGCAUGACCAUGUUUGAUACUUUGUGGUUACUUGCAAAUUUAUUUGACUAUUACAAUAUAGACACAGUGCCGCUUUGAUCA